Molecule: messenger RNA, 1263 nt
Organism: Clonostachys solani
Lineage: Eukaryota; Fungi; Ascomycota; Sordariomycetes; Hypocreales; Bionectriaceae
Source: the annotation of a GenBank genome assembly
AUGUCGUCCCCAACAUCUUCUUCACACAGCGGCAAGCGCAAGAGAAACGCCACAAGCCAGCUGGAUGUGCCAAAUGACGCGCUCGACAACCUCCAGGCGUCCUCCCGGGAUGCUUCUGGGGAGGAGGGCGACACAACGGCCCCCGAGUCUGAGCACCGGCCCAAUGCUAAGCGACAGCGAGCCAACAGGCUUGACGAGGCUGCUACAUCUUUGACAACGGCUGACCCUGGCGAGCCCAGCGACACCACCGAGGCCAGCGUCGACAUUGCUGAGCGGGUUGGUCGCAAGGGCCGCAAGAACUCCAAUGCCACUGCGGCCGAGACCGAGAAGAUGCCUCCCCCCCCGAUUGGCAAGAUGAUCCAUCCUGCCGGCGGUUAUCGAACCAAUGCACCGCCCGUUGGUCGUCCUGUUAGAGUCUACGCCGAUGGUGUCUUCGAUAUGUUCCAUCUUGGCCACAUGCGCCAGCUUGAGCAAGCCAAGAAGGCUUUCCCCGAUACCACUCUUGUCGUCGGAGUUACAGGUGACUACGAGACACACCAGCGCAAAGGCUUAACUGUCAUGUCCGCCAAAGAGCGCUCAGAGACCGUGCGACACUGUAAAUGGGUAGACGAGGUCAUUGAGGACUGCCCAUGGAUUGUCACACCCGAGUUUCUCGAGGAGAACAAACUUGACUACGUCGCCCACGACGAUCUUCCCUAUGGCGCUGAUGAGGGUGAUGACAUCUACCAACCCAUAAAGGAGGCGGGCAAGUUCCUCGUCACCCAACGCACAGAGGGUGUCAGCACCACUGGCCUCAUUACCAGAAUUGUUCGAGACUACGAAAAGUAUAUCGCGCGACAAUUCAAGCGCGGAACUUCGCGACAGGAACUCAACGUGAGCUGGCUCAAGAAGAACGAGAUGGACCUGAAGCGCCAUGUUCAGGAGUUGCGUGAGAACAUCACCAACAACUGGACGUCGACUGGCGUGGAGUUGAGCAGGGAGUUGAAGCAAUUCUGGCCCGCCAGCCGACCGCAGAGCCCUGCCCGGGCCAACAGCGCCUACGGUAAUGACCUGGCAAGAUCUCCCACCAACACGGGGGCCAACUCCAAGGAGUUCCUGACAGGCUAUGCCGUUGGUGUUGCUGGUGGUAUCAGAUCAUGGAUGACCAAGAACAGGAGAACGGUGGGUGAUAGCCGCCCUGUCAGCGACGACGAGUCUGACGAGAGCGAUGCCAAUGUCAAUGGGAACGGCAAGGGCAAGUCCUCGGAGCCCGUCAAACUAUAG